Molecule: messenger RNA, 589 nt
Organism: Darwinula stevensoni
Lineage: Eukaryota; Metazoa; Arthropoda; Ostracoda; Podocopida; Darwinulidae
Source: the annotation of a GenBank genome assembly
UCUUGGACGCCUCGAGAAUCUCUAACGAACCUUCUUCUGCUUCGUCUCUCUCUUCCUCUUCUGUCGCAUUGUGUAGUGCCGGAGGAGGGAAAAAAAAUUCAGGCACAAAGGCCUCGAUAUCCUUUGUCUCCCAGGCUUCUUCGUCCUCUACGCGAGAUAUUUGGCGGUGAAACUGCUGACGGCGGGCGAUUACGGGUCCUCGACGUGGAACGCCGUCGCAUUCGUCUUGGGUUGCGUCUCGUGCCUGGGCAUGAUGGUCGUCGCUGCGUUUCCUAUGCGUUCGGUCGAUCUCGUUCACAAUGUGGCGGCGUCGUUCAUCUUCUACCCGGGGAUCGCUUAUAUGGUCAUCCAUAGUCACGUCACGAAACCCGAAUUGGGAGAUGUGUCUGCGUUGAUGGAGUGGAUCCUGGUCGUCUUUCUGGCCCUGUACAUCCUGACGUUCGUGGACGAAUUCUCUCGUAUUCGUCUGGAUCUAUCGGCUGCGUUCGUGUCUGAAGAAUUCGAGGAAGAACGACGACCUCUCAUAUCGUCUGACCUGUGAUAUUUGCACGAAGUUCGUAUUUAAAUAUAUAUGCGGGGCGAAAGGGAU